Acanthosepion pharaonis is the source of this 1473-nucleotide messenger RNA. Lineage: Eukaryota; Metazoa; Mollusca; Cephalopoda; Sepiida; Sepiidae. The record is from the annotation of a GenBank genome assembly.
AUGUCAUUUGUCUUUUCUUUCUUUCUUUCUUUCUUUCUUUCUUAUAAUCUUGCUUCUUUUAGUUUUAUUUCAUUCCGUUUCUUUCUUUUUUUAUCUACACGGAUUAUGUCAUUUGUCUUUUCUUUCUUUCUUUCUUUCUUUCUUUCUUUCUUUCUUUUAAUCUUGCUUCUUUUAGUUUUAUUUCAUUCCGUUUCUUUCUUUUUUUAUCUACACGGAUUAUGUCAUUUGUCUUUUCUUUCUUUGUUUGUUUGUUUCUUUCUUAUUUCGUUCCGUUUUCUUUUUUUUCCUUCAUUCAUUUUCAUUUAUUUCUUUUAUCUUUCUUUCUUUCUUUCUUUCUUUCUUUCUUUCUUUCUUUCUUUUCUUUUAAACGACAAUAAACGAACAGGGUUUUCUUUCUUUUUUCUUUCUUCCCCUCUUUCUUUUGCCUUUUCUCUCUUACUUUUUCCUUUCUUUUUUUCUCUUUUUCACUCUUUCUUUCUCUCUUUCUUUUUUUCUUUCUCUCUUUAUUUUGCUCUUUCUGUCUUUCUUUUUUACAUUUUUCAUUCAGUUUUUCUUUCUUUCUCUCUUUUUACGCUCUUUCUCGCUUUCAUUUCUUAUUUUCUUUCUUUCUUCUACAAUUUUUCAUUCGGGUUUUCGCUCUUUUUUCUUUCUCUCUUCCUUUCGCUCUUUCUCUCUUUCUGUCUCUUUAUUUCUUUCUUUCGCUGUUUCUCUCUUUCUUUUUCUUUUUUUCUUUCUUUCUCUUUUCCUUUCAACGUAACUUUCUUUUCGUUCUUCUAUUCGUUUUUUCUAUCUCCUUUUUUCCUUUUUCUUUCUUUCUUUCUUUCUCUUUGCUCUUUCCUUCUUUCUUUCUUUCUUUCUUUGUCUCUUUUUCACUGUUUCUCGCUUUCUAUAUUUCUUUUUCUUUCUUUCUUUUACCCUUUUAGAUUCAGUUUUUCGCUCUUCCUCUUUUUCUUCUUUUUUUUCUUUUUUCUUUUUCACUUCCUUUCGCUCUUUCACUCCUUCUUUCUUUCUUUUUUCUUUCUUAUUUUCCUCUUUUUUCUUUCUUUUUUUCUCCUUCCUUUCUUUCUCUCCUUCUUUCCCUCUCUCUCUUUCUUUCUUUCUUUCUUUUUUCGCUCUUUCUUUAGCUCUUUCCUUUUUAUUUCUUUUUGCUCUUUCUCUUUCUUUUUUUUCUUUCUUUCUUUUUCAUUCAUUCAUUCUUUCUUUCUUUCUUUCUUUCUUUAUGCUGUUUUCUAUUAUUGUUUAUUUACCCUCCUCCUUCCUAUUUCUCUCCUUCAAUCCAUCGGUCCAUUUAAAUGUGCCAUAAUAGUAAUUUCUAUUAGAAAAUUCAAUUCUAUCUUUGUCAAUAAAUCCACGCUCUCCGCAACCACCUCCCGCUCCCGGCCCCAACAGACCGUUACCAAUUUGAAACAGAGACACGUACGGUGCCAAAUUUUCACCUUCGCCCAUCCGUGUGCUACGAAAAGAACCGACUAA